Archocentrus centrarchus (flier cichlid) is the source of this 1605-nucleotide messenger RNA. It is a transcript of the gene rad52, whose product is annotated as RAD52 homolog, DNA repair protein. The transcript is spliced from 10 exons. The coding region runs from base 185 to 1441 and encodes 418 amino acids. Gene Ontology annotation, cellular component: nucleus. The record is from RefSeq and is a predicted model, not a curated record. Gene Ontology annotation, biological process: double-strand break repair via homologous recombination; mitotic recombination; DNA recombinase assembly. NCBI's taxonomy places the organism in Eukaryota, Metazoa, Chordata, Actinopteri, Cichliformes, Cichlidae.
AGUUCACAAACAUGGCUGAAAUAAUAUGCAUGUAAUCUGCUGCUUGUUAAACACAGGAGUCACUUUAGAGUAACUGUAACUGCCGAGUUUGUAUUUGCAGGGUUUGCGAGUUUGCAGGCUCGUAUCGCGUAGUUUAGUAAAUAAUUGAAGCCAGCUUAGCGUCUUUAUUGCAGCGACUGUAGUCAUGUCCGGUGAGGAGAGGAGCGGCUCUACGUCCAGGUGCUUCGGACAGUACACCUACACAGCUGAGGAGUACCAGGCGGUCCAAGACGCUCUGCGACAGAAGCUGGGACCCGAGUACAUCAGCACCAGAGUGGCUGGAGGAGGACAGAAGGUAUGCUAUAUCGAAGGCCAUCGUGUCAUCAGUUUGGCCAAUGAAAUGUUUGGAUACAACGGGUGGUCUCACUCCAUUUCCCAGCAGAAUGUUGAUUUCGUAGACCUCAUCAAUGGGAAGUUUUAUGUCGGCGUCAGUGCAUUUGUUAAAGUGCAGCUCAAGGAUGGGGCGUUUCAUGAGGAUGUUGGCUACGGCGUCAGCGAAGGACUGAAGUCGAAAGCCCUGUCAUUGGAAAAGGCGAGGAAGGAGGCAGUCACUGAUGGCAUGAAGAGAGCGCUGAAAUGUUUUGGUAAUGCUCUUGGUAACUGCAUCCUGGAUAAAGAAUACCUCCUAGCCAUUAACAAGAUCCCCAGACAGCCGCCACCUCCUCUAGAUCCAGUCCAGACCAAGCGGACUGAGGGUGAGCCGUCAGUGGAGAAGGCCCGGUUUGGAAGUCUUCUACGAGAGGAAAGUCUUAUAUCUGCAGCGGGUCCUGUCAGGACACCACUGGAGCCCAGAGUCAUCAACCAGAACCAGAAUCAUUCAGAAGAUCACACUCCUAAUGCUGCUGACCCUGUACCUGGCACAAAGAGUGAGAACAUCAGUUCCACGGAUCCCAAACAGCUGAGAAAACUUAGACAGCAGCAGCUUCAGCAGAAGUUCAGGAGAGAAAUGGAGGCCAAGAAGCUGCAGCAGAAGCAAGACCAAGCCAAAUCCGAGGAGGCAGAGGUCACUAUAGGACGAAGAUCCAGUGGAGGGGUUCCUGUGUUUGAUGCUGGUGGACAUGAACUCACGAAGCCCAACGGAAGCAGAGACGUGUAUUUAGCAGAUGACCCUGAACUCUGGGAUUUCACUCUGCAUGGGAUUGAGGAUCUGGAUGCUCCUGCAGCUGGCCCUCCACCCAGAGAACUCAGGCCCAGCACGCCACAGCAUCACCCAAUGCAGACACGCAGUAAGACUCCUCAGAGAACCGCGGACAGACCUCCAGAGGCUGCGCCAUACAGCAGAGGACAGGACCAGGCUCAGUUCAGACCUCAGCAGCAGAGCCAUUAUCAGGGCAGACCAGGUGAAGCCUCAAGUCCGUACAGGCAAGGACAAUACAUGAAAAAACGCAGACUGGACACCUGACAUUUCACUCUGUUCAUUCAGUUUGGUCAAAAUGUAGCCAUAAUUUUAUUUUUAUUUAUUUUACAUUAUAAAUAUUUGAGAUUGAAAAAAAAUGCUGUUGUGUAUUUUUAGAAGAAUGUUUUCUGGUUUUGUAAAAAUAAAAAUAAACAGAACAAAAAAAAAAA